Pecten maximus is the source of this 4769-nucleotide messenger RNA. Its product is annotated as glucose dehydrogenase [FAD, quinone]-like. Gene Ontology annotation, molecular function: oxidoreductase activity, acting on CH-OH group of donors; flavin adenine dinucleotide binding. The transcript has 12 exons. NCBI's taxonomy places the organism in Eukaryota, Metazoa, Mollusca, Bivalvia, Pectinida, Pectinidae. The record is from RefSeq and is a predicted model, not a curated record. Bases 380 to 2209 code for a protein of 609 amino acids.
UGUACUGAUCUUGACCUGUUGGUUGACAAUAGUGCCAAACCCCAGUGUAAUGAUGCCAAAUUCCUGUUUACUGUCAAAGUAAGUUUUCUGUAUUGAGUUACGAAUUCAUCGAAACUGUCGAGAGUACAACCUCCUACAAACCGAACUACCCGUUAUCGCUAGACCGCCUGUCAUACUGUAUAUCGCACAUUUACAUUGGAGUUGUGCUGUAGGCCUCGUGUGUGAUUGUCCGAUGACCUUUAACUGACAGUUUAAUACCAGGGAACAAGUGUGUAUCGACCUGGAUUAGAAUUCCUUCCCUUUGGUAUUUUGUGAUCCGUGGAUUAUAUAAUGUAAUACUCUGUCUGGGAUCAGCGAGACCACUUGACCUGUACACAGGAUGAACAGUGUAACAUAUAUACUGAUACUGAUAGUAGCUGUACUCACUGCCAUGUUGUUUAUGAAAAACGCUGGCCCACAGCCAACUAAACACCUUAAUGAUACCUACGACUAUAUCAUAGUGGGAGGUGGAUCUUCUGGGGCCGUGUUGGCUACUCGACUGUCUGAGGAUAGUGGAAGUAGCGUGCUGCUUCUUGAGGCUGGGGAUACUGGAGAGAACAAUUGGUUCAUCAACAUACCACUGGCAAGUGCUCUAUUACAGAAGUCCAGCGUGGACUGGGACUACAUCACAGAGCCCCAAAAAUAUGCGGCUUUUGCUAUGAAGGAACAGAGAAGCCGCUGGCCUCGUGGAAAAGUCUUGGGAGGAUGCAGUUCUAUAAACAUGAUGGUGUAUAUGCGAGGUAGCCGCCAUGACUACGACAGCUGGGCUAGGGAAGGUUGUGAGGGAUGGAGCUACGAAGAUGUCCUCCCAUAUUUCCUUAAAUCAGAGGAUGUACUAUCAGAUGAACUUAAAGAUUCAGCGUUCCACAGUACCGGAGGGGAGUUGGGCGUGUCGCACACGAGGCAUACAAACCUGCCCAAUGUAUUCCUACAAGCAGGGCAAGAGAUAGGCUUCAAAUCUAGGGACUGUCACGGCCCAGACCAAAUCGGAUUUUGUAGAAUGCAGGCCACUGUUCGAGAUGGACAGAGAAGUUCCACAUACAACGCCUUCCUUCUGUCCGCAAUGAGUCGCGAAAACCUACAUGUCGGAGUGAACAGUUUGGUGACUAAGGUCCUGAUCGAGGACGGCCGUGCGGAGGGGGUGGUGUUAAUGAGGGACGAGCGGUCUGUAACAGUCCGUGCCAGGAAGGAAGUCAUCCUUUCCGGUGGAACGGUCAACUCUCCACAGCUACUGAUGCUGUCAGGGGUGGGACCACGUGAUCAUCUGAAAGCCAUGAACAUUGAUGUGAAAGCAGACUUGCCCGUUGGAGAUAACCUACAGGACCAUUUGAUGCUGCUCGUGCAGGUCCUUACUAACACCACUAUGCCAUUAUCAAGUGAAAACUUGCUCAACGUGUGGACACUGUCAGACUAUGCCCUACAUCGUAAAGGUGCUUUUGCCACUACGGGUAUUGAAAGUUCGGCAUUUCUGUAUAAAGACAGUAAUAUCACAUCCGAUAAUGGCGGUCCUCCCGACAUCCAGUUUCAUCUGAACAGUGUUCAUGCUUUCACAGAAAAUGAAAUAUCGUUUGAAAAUAUGAAUUUGAAUGAAAAGGCAAGAAAGCUUGUAUUCUCUACACCUUUGAAACCAAGUAGCUUUGCGAUACUACCCGUUGUCUUACACCCAAACAGCAAAGGUACUAUUCGGUUAAAAAGCAAGGAUCCCCUUCAAUACCCAGCCAUUGAUCCCCAGUACCUACAACACCCGGAGGAUAUCAAAACCUUCCUUAAAGGUAUACGUUCCGUUGAGCGGCUUCUUGAUACUAAGUCUAUGAAGGCGAUAGGGGCUUCUCUUGACCCUUCGAUUCCAAUGUAUAACCUUUGUAAACAGCAUGUGUUCAGGUCAGACGAUUUCUGGACAUGCUUUAUACGGCAGAUGGCCACUACAGUCUACCAUCCGACCGGUACUUGUCGGAUGGGUAGGGCAGAUGACCGGACAGCUGUGGUUGACCCUCAACUUAGGGUAAAAGGUAUCAAAGGCCUACGUGUAGUAGACGCUUCUAUUAUACGGAACAUGCCGUCCGGUAAUACAAACGCCCCGUCGAUUAUGAUUGCAGAAAAGGCAGCCGAUAUGAUACGUGGUACAGAUACUGUUCAGAAAUGGAAAAAACAAAUAAGAGGACAUUUAUAAGAUUGUGAUGAUGUUGAAAUUGAGUAUUGAGAACCACAUGUACAGCUCAGGGUUGCGUCACAGCAAUCAUUGUCCACAUGCCUUAUUGCACAGUUACCGUUUGAAUACAAAUACAUUAUAUGUACUUUCUGCAUCCAUCCAUCUCAGAAGGUAUUGCUGAAUAUUUGCCUUCAGCAUAGAUAAAUAAAACGUAUAGGUGAAAUCAAAUUAGAAGUCAUGAUUUCUCACGUGACUACAUAAACCUCAAGUGACACUCAGACCUUAAGAUGUUGACAUAUAUUUGAUUGUAUUGACUUUAGUUUCAAAUCGAUUUUUUUUCUGUAUUUAUGAUUUAAGGAUGUCUUUAUUAUCUUUUCUCAGUAGGAAAUAUAGUCCUCAUCAAAUAACAACCUUUAGAUAUCAAGUUUUCAUCUAAGCUGCAGUGGUUUUAAUUUUUUGUUUAUCUAUUUCAAGUAACACUAUUCACGAGCAUUUCUUCCUGCAACAAAAUUCAGGUAAGAACAGAGACACAUAUCUAUACGACCAAUAGAGUUGUCUCCCUUUCCACUUGGACAUACGUCUGCUACACAAUACAUGUGACCCCAAUUGAUAGGAUUUUAGACUUAUUUGUUUUUGCUCUCGCCAUUUUUUCCAGCCUUACAAAAUAUACUCUAAAGCAAAACAUCAUUAGGAUCACUGCUGUCUUUUCGUUUUAAAUUUGCCAGUGGUCUGUAAUUAAAGUCAUAAUAAUGCUACUGGUCCGAUGUAUAAGAAUAGCAUGAUAUACGGUGACUAGGCUUAUACAUUCAUGGCCGUGGUAAGUACCUGAAGUAGUCAUAUUCACCCAGGGUAAAGCCAGAGGAGAAUAUGACUGCUGAGUUCAAGAGAGCCAUAAAUUGUUUCUUAUAUCGUAUAAAACAAGUAUAAGUCAUAUUCUAUCAACAGAUUAAAUACGCUUUUUAAUUAAAUCACAAAUUUUUAAUUCCAUUCGAUUUCAAACUUUGACAGAUUUUGAAGGAACCAUGCUGUAUUUUACAAAACGAAACUGACAAGUACGACACUUCUUUUGAGAUUCAGAGAGAGGGUCGCCAUGGGGGCUCGCGCUCCAGGAAGAUAUGAUGUUUUACUUCCCGGUAACGUAAUACGUUUCGACUAAUCACAGGCACUGUUAUAGACAUAUAUGAGGUAUAAUAGGUAUAAAAAUAUACGGUAGCUAGGAGAGUAUAUUACAUAGUUACGUAACAUUUAUACAUUGUGCUAUCUAAACAGACCACAUUCCAAUUAUACAUGUCUCCUCAACAAUUAAGAAAGAUAUACAUAGUACUGAAUACUGACAUAAUAUAUGAGGUUUAGAGGGGAUUCACAAACAACGUAUACAUACCCUGUAACGUUUUGCCGAAUAACCUUCCCUUUCUUGAACCUUGGUGUGUUACUAGCGCAGGAACCCGAAAGAUGGUACCUUCCAGGUGAAUUUGGACACAUCCGACUGGAAUUAAGCAAUGAUCUUAAAUCUAAUGAAGAGUUUUAAUAUCGAAAGUUUGUUAAUAUUUGGUUACAUUUCACUUUCUGUUUUAUAUAUACCAAUACAGAAAGUUACCAUCAAUAUUCUUUAGAUAACUUGAUUGUCAUCAGAUGUAUGAUUGUCUUAUUUCUCUUGGUUAAACUUAUAUUGUUCUCUAAAACGUGUUGAUGGUACAAACCGCGAAGUAUGUUGUCCUGCUUUAUCAUUAUGCAUUAUGACUUAUUAACACAACUUGUUUUAUCUUCGAGACUAUUGUGUGUGCUUGUCAGAGUAUGGCAAAGACAAUCUACUCAAAAUCAGGUCGACGACUAUUUGACCUUGAGACAUGUGUAUGGCAAUUCCAAUUUUAUUCCUUUAUACCUCUAUGUAAUGGGUGAUACAGAAUUUAAUGUUGGGUAUAUAUUUCAUUAGAUUGAUGGUGUCAUGUCUCCAUAAACUGUACAGAGAUGGUAUACAACAAGUGUUCGUGUGACAUUGUACUCGUUCAUAUGAUUUCAUAAAUAUAUAUAUAGAUAUAUAUGUUUAUAUGUAAACGAUCUAAUUCAAAAUUUCUUCAACCCAAAUUUAUUUAUCUAUAAUUAUUUAUGAAGUAUAGAGAAGCGUGCUGUAUGUUCACUACCUCUUCUCUUUAUAUGGUAGAUUGGUGCUAGCAUGUAUUGUUGAUAACGAAAUAGUAACGCCAUGUAUGUAUGGUGUCAGAACAUUGUUGAAUAUAUGUAUUACUGAUAAUGCGACAGUAACGCCAUGUAUGUAUGACGUCACAACAAUGUUGUAUAUUUGUAUUACUGAUAACAAGACAGUAAGGCAAUGUAUUAUGACGUCACAAGAGUGUUGUAUAUGUGUACUGAUAACGAGACAGUAACGUCACGUACGUAUGACGUCACAACAGUGUUUAUAUGUGCUAUAUCGUUAUUAUUUAAGAACAGUUGUGGACGACCUGUAUUGUAAGAAAGUACUUUUUACUAAUAUAUAUUUAUUAAAACAUGAAGACGUAUUAAUGCUUGUGAUUACAAAUGUACUAGACAAUUCUGAAAAUAAAAUGUUAUGUUUUCUAAUGUU